Molecule: messenger RNA, 3671 nt
Organism: Cladocopium goreaui
Lineage: Eukaryota; Dinophyceae; Suessiales; Symbiodiniaceae
Source: the annotation of a GenBank genome assembly
UUACUGGUGCUGGUGACAGAUAUGUGAAGUGCUAUGAAAUGCUUCAAACAUGUCCUUGUAGAUGUGAAAUUGGGGUAUAGCCAUAUGUUGGGCACCUGGCAUGCCCUGCACCUUUGGGCAUUCAAGACACACCAAACAACUUGUCCAGUGGACAAAUGCCCGAUUCCAUGCAGCAAUUUCUUGAUCAGAACACUUUCCCUCUCAAUACCGUGCUUUGUGUCGCUUGUCGUCAUGAACGCUUUCAUGAAGCUGAUGUUCUUUACUGCAUGUUUGCUGUUUGCCAAAGGUGUUUCGAGCGAGGACAGCUGUGAUGCUGCUGCGUCCAGCCGUGUGCUAUUGCAGAAGACGGUGGCCAAGAGCGAACUUGCGACUGCAGCGGCGUUCAGCUGGAAGUUGGCUGGUCCAGGUGAAUCAUGCGACGUUGGCUGCGCAAGCUAUGGGAUGUUCUGUCAUGGCUCGCAGAUCUUUUCCGUGGACAGCGCUCAGCAGGUGAUUGCUGCUGCCCAGGAAGCGGGACUGACAUGCAACGGCACAGCAGGCUGGGGCUAUGAGAACAUGCCUGCUAUUUGCAGCGAUGCGUCCUGUUGUGGUGGCAACUGUGUUGGUAUUUGCGCCUAUGGCAUCCAAUUGACGAACAGCUGUGGUGGAAACGCGGGCGGAAGCUAUUCCCGGCUCUGCCCAUGUGGCAACGAAGCAGAAGUCACCACGACCACAACUACCGCGCCCACCGUCAUCGUGGCAAAGUCAAAACCUCCGGGCUUUGAACGAAGUCUGUUUCUUCUGCCAGCUGAGCCCAUGCUGAUGCUCGCAACGAUCCCGGCGGCCUCAAAGACUGGCAAGGAGCCUGCCAUCCUCAGUGGAAUUUCGGAUGCUGCUGCUGAAGAUUUUCUGAAAAGUUUCCAACCUGAGACCACCUUCAUGGUUGGUGCAGCUCAAAGCAUGCCUGGUCUUGCCAACACUGUCCAAUUGGAGGCGACAAGCCCAUGUUCGGCAUCGCUGGUGCUGGCGAAACACUUUUGGCCCGAGACUUCCAAGGCGGUGGUGGCGAAAUGUGACAACUACGCAGCUGCUUUGAUGGCGGCUCCAUUGGCAGCGCAGCAGUCUGUGCCUCUGAUCUUGGAUGAUGGCAGCGGUUUGACGUCCAUCUUUACCGAGCUGAAGAUCACUGAUGUCACCUACGUUGGAUCAGACGGAUGGUCAUUUGGCGGCGUGACCGUCUCGACGUUGCACACGGCGGGGGAUGUCUUCAACGCCUUGGGCAAACCGGAGUACUUGGCGGUGGUGAACCCUGCAGACCAAAGCAUGUCGCCAUUCCAGUCCCUGUCUGCACUGGCUCCCAUGCUAGCAACACUUCGGAACGGGGCGGUCCUUCCCCUCGAGGGGGACAUCUCGGCGGCUGCGGCCAAGGACCAGAUUCAACGGCACGUGGCUGCCCAUGGAAUGCCCAAAUUCCUGGCCCUGGUGGGAGGGCCGCAGGCCAUCCCCUUGCACUGUGAGACAGGUACACUUUUCUUCGAAGAGAAGUGUCGCGAUGCUCCUUACGGUGAUUUGGAUGAGGACAUGUUCAUGGAUGUGGCCUUGGGUCGUGUGGUGGCCCGAGAUUUGAGCUCUGGCAGCUUAUUGGUUUCUCGCAUUGCCAACUAUGAGUAUGUCCGUGAUCCAGAAUCAGAGGGAAAGUACGCCAUGGGUGGCAAAUUAAAAUCCUCUGCGGAUACGUGGCGUCCAGCCCUGGAGAAUGUGGGAUUUGCAGCCCCUGAGAUUGUGGAAUAUUUGGACAUCCUCAAGCUCAAGAAGCUUCAUGUCUCAGCCUUCCUGCACCUUGAUCAUGCGGGGGCUGGUGGCAUGGGGCACUCUUUCAGCUAUGCCUCAGAGGUUCUCUUCUCUCCUUCCAUCUUCAGCUCAGGUGGAUGUUCAACCGCUGGCUUCGACAAAUUGUCAGAUCCCAAGGACUCUGUGGUCCUCACUUUGCUCCACUACGGUGCAGUGGGUUUUCUGGGUGGCCCGCGGAAUGCUAUCACAGGCUCUGGCUUGGUGCACUCGACCUUCUGGAAUCAGAUUGCAUUGAAGAAGACAAUGGGAGAAGCCUUCAAAGAUGGUUGGAACAACAUUGCCGUAAAUUUCCAAGAUCAACCAGGUGAAGAGGUGAUCGCCAACUACGUCAUGAUGAACAUCGCCCUCUUCGGGGAUCCCGCCUUCCAGCUCUUCAUCCCCGGCACGCCGCGGGAGACGCCCGCGGAGGUGAAGUUGGAGAAUGGCCUGCUGGUGGCAUCCGGACCUGAAAGGUGGACCAAGUAUAAGGCAGAUCAGUCCCUUGCAGACGAAUGGUCAUGGCAUGGAAAUCUAUACUACUUUGGAGCACCAGGGGCUUCAUCGCAAAAGUGGUAUGGACAUGGUCAUGACAACGAAUACCCCUACCUCUAUGCAAGGUUCACGACCACGCAGGACGUGGUGUCCCUGAAAGCAGUCGAGAAUGUCACGUUACCUUUGGGAUGGACUGGGCCAGAGCGUGGUAGAGGCUACAUUGGUGCUGCAGGCACUGGCGUCUAUGUGGACAAACAUCCAGAUGGCUCCAGGACCCUCUUGUGGAGAGUGCGGCUUCUGGACUAUGACUGUGAGACAGGCGAAGUGAAGGACACAUUUGUGAAGCAGAGCUAUGAAAUCAUCACAACCACAACGGUCACAACGAUGAGCCCAGUGGGAAGUUGCAAGGCAUCCUGCAGUGCAGCAGGCUUUUGCUGCGGAACCAAUAGUGGUUGUGCACUUCCGAGCUGCCAUCAAGGUUGUGAGGUUGGGCUGUAUGAAGAAAGCGUUUGGUCCUGCAUUGAGAAAUGCCAGACUAUGACCGAAUGCUUUCAGUGGAAUGUCGCCUGGGGCCAUUCGAACUUGUGCACUUCGUGCGCAGACACCUGCGAUGGGGAGCAUUGCGAGCCAGCGGGUGGAUGUGAACAUGCCUGCCAUUCCCUUGGUUUGCCGGCUCCGCCCACCACAACCACCACCACUCCACCUGGUCCGCUCCAAAUUUGCAAGAUGAAGUGUGCAGACGAUGGCUUCUGCUGUGGUUCGGACAGUGGGUGUGAGCGGCCAAGUUGCCAAAUCGGCUGUGAACUCGCCCUGGUUUCAGCGACCAAAGACGCCUGCCUGGAGAGUUGCAAAGGAAUGACGGGCUGCUUCAAUGAGGUGCAUGGGCCUUCUGGAAGUAGCUGGGCCAACCAGUGCACUUCUUGCUCCAGCACUUGCAAUGGUAACCACUGCGAGCCCGAGAAAGGCUGUGAGCACGCAUGUUCCAACGUUUUCGGCUAGUUAUGGAACAAGUCCCCACUGCCUAUGUAAGGUAGGUAGGAGAACUCGGAGGACCUCUUCAUUGGUUGUCGUCAGGCAGACAACAUAGUUAUGACUCACCAUGGGCCCACUGACUCUGAAAGGGCGAUGGAGCCUUGGUCCUUGACUAAUGUCGGAGGACUUUUGCACAUCAUUGACCUUCGCUUCGAUCAUUGUCUGGCGGCGCAGACAGAAAAAGGGCGUUGUUGGCACUUCGAUGCAUCCGGCGUUUUUUGUUGACGGAAAUUUCAUGCCCUUGGAGCGAUGGUUGAGCGCGAGCCAGUGAAGCUUUGAAACAUACCAAGAAGGAUGGCAAUUUUCGGAAGGAACAUCGGUAAUAUAGGAAUAUAUAG